Aspergillus versicolor CBS 583.65 is the source of this 5688-nucleotide messenger RNA. RefSeq names its product KH domain protein. The transcript is spliced from 8 exons. Gene Ontology annotation, cellular component: cytoplasm; nucleus. Gene Ontology annotation, biological process: nuclear division. The record is from RefSeq and is a predicted model, not a curated record. Gene Ontology annotation, molecular function: mRNA binding. Bases 1 to 5688 code for a protein of 1895 amino acids. NCBI's taxonomy places the organism in Eukaryota, Fungi, Ascomycota, Eurotiomycetes, Eurotiales, Aspergillaceae.
AUGGCAGCAACGCAGUUUCCAGCAGCUGCUGUCGCGUCUAAAGUACCAACAGCGGACGAGGUACGGGAGUAUGAGAAGAUCCUCAGAAUAAGCGAGGAUAUCUUUUCUGGAACUCACCCUAGGUUGAAGGUUCCACAGCAGUUUGUUCGCAAAGUCGCGUCUCGCAGUCAACCUGCGUCGGCGACGCCUCAGAGCAAAGCGGACGAAACUGUGGGAUCUCCUUCUAAGCCCCCGUCUCAAUAUGUCGCGUCUAUAGCGAAGCCGGCUAGCUCUCAGAGCACAAAUACCCCCAAUGGUCCAUCGAACACGACGGCCUCGCGUAUUACACAGAAACCUGCCUCCGAAAUCGAUCCAAUAUUUUUGGAAAAAUCGGAUGAUCUGGUGAGAGCAGAAAUCCAGUUACAGAGACAAAGAGUGGAGAGAGAAAUACGGGAACAGGUUGAACUGAGGAAACAAGAGUCAAAGCAGAGGGUGUCCAUACAGGACGCGACUCCUGAUUUCGAUGUCUCCGAUGUCCUCAACCGGGCGUUUGAGAUAGUCAAGCCCUCCCCAGGUCCUGAGGCUCCUGGGCCUGGGGCCCCUAGCGAUUCAUUUGAUGAGAAUUCCUUCUACUCUAGCAGAGCCCCUGACUCCCCACAGCACGGUGACCACCAGAAGCCGUCUUCGGCCUCGUCUUCCAUCCCUGACGAACAUGGCACUGGAGUUACCGGAGAAAGAUACUCAGAUGAGUUGCAUCGGCUUGAAGCCCUCAACCGUCCUGAAUCGGAUCAGUCAAUGCAAGAUACUUACUCCGUUGCAGACCACCGAACGUCAUCUCAUCUUCCAAGACAGUUCCAUAACCCUGAAGAUCCUUCGGCGUACAGGGUACAACACAUCCGCCAACAGGUCGAACCGUUAGAUGAACCCGAAUACUCACCACCGGCUCCCGGUGUGGCACCGAUGGAAAUGGUUGAAAGCUAUGAGCCUCCUAGAGCGGAUCCGAAUGCGUCUAGACGCCGAGUGAUUGACCCACGAGACCGGUACGCCAGACGAUCAAUCUCCCCAGUAGACGGCGUACAAGUCAUCCGAAACCAUAUUACUUCUCCUGCAGCCCCCCAGCCAUCAAGAGUCUCGCCCCUCGCCAUCGCGAAAGUUCCCUCGGUCAAUCAGAUCCAUGAUUCCUGUUCGGAGUAUGAUCCGGAACGCCGAGGGAGCCCCGAGGUACCGCCCCAGCCUCUGGUGACUAGGAAGCGUAGGAGGUUGCAAGGGGACAGGGAUCAGUCUCGCCCGCCAGUGUAUAGAGCCCACGGUGCUAGUUCGGCCAAGCCAUUUAUUAAAGAGGAGCCUGUUUCUCCUCCGCCAUUUGCCGAUACCACACCAAUGUACCGCGCUCGUGCUCCUCAGGAAGGGCCUGUCUAUAUUGAUGUUUCUUCACCCCGUUACACCCCUGUGGUAGAAAGAAGAGAGCCGCUCGUGAGACCUUCAGCAUAUGGGCUGGAUCCUUACGAAGACCCUCAUAGUGAUUCAGGAGUUCCGCGCACGGUUUCACGACUUGGCACCCAACGAUCAAUGCGCGAUGAUCAGGAUUUGCGGAGAGUCGCGAGUCUUCACCAAGCCCGGAAACCAGAGUAUGCGCGUGAAUAUAUUGAACCGCAAAGCCCUCACUCUGCCCGUAACGGACCUUACACAGUCGUUGAACGCCCACAGCAGGAUGGUGUUCGAUAUUAUGAUGACCCCGGAGUACUUCCCCAGAGAUAUUAUGCCUCUCCUGUUCCACCGCAGUUGGGUGAAGCUUACUACAAUGAUUAUGUCGUGGAGCCACCGCCGCGACGAAUUGUUGUUGAUGAGCAUGGGAAUCAGUAUUACGAGACACUUCCUGCACCAAGAGUACAAGCUAUGCCUCCGCCAAGUAGUCGAAUUCCGAGAGCCGAUGUAUACGAGGGCCCGCCGCCCAUACGUCACGCCAGUGUACGCGCCGCGUCUGUUCUCGAAGAUCCAUACGGCGGCCGAAGAUAUGUACAAGAGAUGCCUCCACAGGGGUCUUAUAGACGGGUCACAGAGUACGCUCGACCGGCUCCUAAUGAACGGCGCCCAUAUGCUGCACCGUUUGAUGGGAGAGAGCCGUAUCCGCGGAGCGGUAGUGUGCAGGUUCACGAUUAUACACCCCGGCAGAGUCAUUACGCGGAAGAAGCCGAGCUUCCCCGCGAAAGGAUAGUGAGGAUUCCAAGUGUCAGGCCGCCGACAACAGCCAGAUAUCAAGAACCGCGUGAAGUAAUCCAGCGCGUGGAGAGUGUCCGUCCUGGUGGUCGCGACAUGAGUGUAUAUAUUGACGAGGAUGCCCGCCGGCCGAGAGAGUAUAUUGAGCAGCGACCCAUGUACGUAGCUGCUGCGCGACCUAUGGCUCAUGAAGAGCGGUAUUACGAGAACGGCGAACCAGACCGAGUGGUUGCUGAAUUCAUUCCGCCCAUUCCCAUCCCAACCCACUCGUCCUGUGCGCCCAUUCCUCUUCCACCGCCAUCCCUGUCGAACAAGACGUCCUCAAAUCUUCAGGAUUCUCGUUCGCCUUCCGUUUUGUCCUCUCUUCCUCGCUUUCCUGCCCAUCCCGCUCCGGACGCCCGCCAUAUUCUUACGCCUGACUACCAUCGUCUCUCUCCCCUCGAUUCGUUCAAGGGGUCAGAGAUUCGAUUUGCUCUGAUUAUGCACAAGAUCUCUAACUUUACGGGUCAGGCCCGUCAUGGUUGGGAGCGAAUGACACCUACCUUCGGCAUGUCGCGCCCUCACGCUGAGAUGACUUCCCACUCUCUUCGACGGCCCCAUGGCGCGCCCCCGAUGACUCCGCCGACCGGUAUCGACCCAACGGUUAACCUCUCCUUCAAUGUGCCCUUCUCUUCGACUCUUGCCGGUCCAGAUGCGGAUGACGUGUUGCACGCAAGCCCCCAGGCCCUUCAGCGGUGGUCUUUUCCCGAGGGGACUCCCGAAGGCACACCCAUUCACCAGCUGCCUGUUCACGUCAACAACGUCGAAUCCCUACGGAAACUGUGUGGCCAAAUAACGGAGAGUAGUAACGGGAGGGUUGAAGCUCUCAUCAGUUCCUCGGAGCCCAAAACCGUCCCAUCCCUACAGCGCCGGCCACAAGGAUUAGCCACAAAUGUCUGUAUCACGGGAGACGGCGAGAUUGUGCAGAAAAUGCGAGCCAAGGUCCUCAAUGAGACACCUAUCCUACUGCGAUGUGCGACCGUCGACGUUGAUACGCAUCUCAUCACGGAUAACCAGACAAAGGAAGUUCGCCAGCCGGUCUUGGAGCAUUUGGACACUCUGGCUAAAUAUACUGGCACCGAUAUCUUCUUGCUUACGCCCAAGCUUCGCGAUACGGAUAGUGCCAUCGUCUCGUCCUAUGGCUACGCUACCGACAAUGGAUUGGAUCAGCGCUUUAGGGUAGCUAUAUAUGGAGAUAUGGAAAGCACUGAACAUGCCAAAACAAGAGUUUUGAUCAUGAUUGAUCAAAUUCUCAAACGUCACGUGGACGCCGUCAAGCUCGACCUUACCACGCACACCUUGGUAUGCGGUCGGACCCGCAAGAAUGUCAAGCUCAUCGAGGCCGCUACUGGCACUGCAAUUUACUUCCCACCGCCUUUCCCACGCAUCUUCGGCUACAUCCCUCCCAAUGCCCACCGCCGGAGUGAGGAUGAAGUCUACAUCACGGGCGAGACUCAGGAGCAAAUCACUCGGGCCAAGCAGAAGCUCCAUGAACUGGUUAUGGGCGUGAAGGUUUAUGUUAAGGAUGUCAGGGUCAAUGGGAACAAGAUUGACAACAUCUUGCUUGAUCGUCUGGAUAAGGUCCGGAAAGUCAUGGAGAUGAACGGUUCUUAUGUCAUUUUCCCACAAUUGGGCAGCCAGCGGAACGGCAUUCGCAUUCAGGGAACUGAUGUUCUGCACGUCGAGCGUACCGUCAGGGAGAUCAUGGCAUUGGCUGGUCAAUUUUACAGUGCUUCGUGGUGGAUUCUUGCGGUUGAUCCAACUCCUGGGGCUGUGCGAAGUCCAUCCCAUGCAGAAGUUCGAACGAUGCUCUCUGAUAUCUGCACGAACUCUGGUGCUGAAGUAAGCUUUGACAAUCUGAACUUUACCAUCAAUGGAUCCGACGACGCAGUUAAGGCUGCUAUGAUGGUCAUCAACCAGAUUCCCUUCGUCCAGCGCAGCCAGUACCAGAUGCGUGUGAAGAUUGAGCUGGCGAACGAGCACAAAGAGUUUGUCAGCGGCAAGAAGAACGGCAAGAUCAACAAGAUCAUGGGUCAAAGCAACGUUCAAAUUAUCUUCGAUGGCUUCAACGAGUACAACUUCCACAUUGACGUUUGUGGAAACCAGUUUGAGUCCACCAAGAGCGGUCUUGAUCUUGUUGAGCAAGAGAUGCCGGCUUCGAUUUCCUUCCACGUUCCUGAUCAGUACCACAAGCGAAUCAUCGGUAUUGGCGGUCAGCAUAUUCAGCGGAUUAUGAAGAAGUACUCUGUCUUCGUCAAGUUUUCCAAUGCCAUGGACCGCGGUGGUAUGGGCAAGGAUGAUGAUGACAUUAAGGUCGACAAUGUUAUUUGCCGUACUCCUGCACGCAAUGCUCAGAGCUUGGACCUGGUCAAACAGGAAAUCAUGGAUAUGGUCGAGAAAGUGGACGCCGAGUAUGUUUCCGAGCGUGUUGUGAUCAACCGACUAUAUCACCGUGAAUUGCUUGCCCGCAUGUCGGAAAUCGAUGAGCUCGAGAAGAAAUGGAACUGCAAGAUUGAGUUCCCCAGCACAGAGCUUGCGAGUGAUGUCGUCACGAUAUCCGGCCCUGAGUAUCAGGUCCCGCAAGCUGUGGAUGCGUUGCUGGGAAUGGUUCCUGAAAGCCAUGAGCUUCUCUUCCAGAGUUCUCCCGAACUGCGCGAUUUUUUCAGGGGUGUAGACUUCCGUGAGGACGUCUGUGCCAAACUCAAGGACCAGUACGAGGUUGAUACUACGGUGGAUGUUCCUGAAGCGGCCAAAUCUGAGAGCGGCUCAAGUUCGCCUUCAUCAGCUGCCGAGGACCGUGUUGUACUUGGCUACACGCGCAACAACGCUGGUGGUCUGAAAGAUGCAAUCGAUUUCUUGAUUUCUCGACUCGUCGCCCAUGGCCUCGAUGCGACUACGGUCAAAGGGGCUAUCCCGCGACCCAAGUCGGAUUCGUUCGAGGAGUCCUUGCCGUUCUUUGACUCUAAGCUGCUGCAACAUGCACCCACUCCAAUUGCAACGGACUCUCCGACUCGACCCAGUUUCACCGAUGACACGAGCGAGCGUGGAUCUCUCUUCGAGCGGCUGAGGAAGCCUGGUAGCAUUUCCUCGUUUUCCUCGUUCAUCGGCCGCAAGAAUCAUUCCGCCUCCCCCGCUUCCUUUUUCAAGCACGCCUCCAGCAACGCCUCGAAGGCGUCACUGGUUUCCAUGGAGUCCCGGGACAGCGGCUACCGCAACCCGUGGAACGACUCUGGCGUGAACCUCCCCGAGGACGACUUGCCCGCUCUUGGGGGUUCCCACAGCCACAGCAGCAGCAAUGGCUGGCCCGCGCGCUUUGACACGAAAUUUCCAUUCGGUACCGCACCGGGGGACAUGACACCCAAGCAUGACCUCCGGGCGUCUUUUGAUAGUGGUCGUCCUAGCACUUCCAAUUCUACUUCUGGAUACCCGGCCCCUAUUGGGCCACCGCGCUAA